Mytilinidion resinicola is the source of this 2117-nucleotide messenger RNA. RefSeq lists its product as uncharacterized. NCBI's taxonomy places the organism in Eukaryota, Fungi, Ascomycota, Dothideomycetes, Mytilinidiales, Mytilinidiaceae. The transcript is spliced from 6 exons. Bases 1 to 1746 code for a protein of 581 amino acids. The record is from RefSeq and is a predicted model, not a curated record.
AUGCAGCGCGCCCCGGAGACUAAGACGCCGUGGAUGAGGCCUGCCCUCGUUGCAGCACAUUGGCCAGUCGCAGAAAUGACAGCAACCCGCAACCAGCAGCAGCGGCAGCAGCUGAUGAUAAUGGGGGCUACAGACCCGGAAUUCAAAGUAGGCACCGGCACUGUUUACGGCGGCAGCGACAAAGCAAAUAACAACAAAAACGACAACGACCGAGACCUCUCCAUAAUCGAAGAAUUGCUGUUCACCAAGCUACAAGCGCAAGGCUUCACAACGGGGUUUCGAGGCCCAGACAAGACGGGCGGAGUUAAGGAGGUAGCUGCGGAUGAGAGGGGUGGCUCUGUCGACCAGAGCAGGUCAGUGCAAAGCGAUAACUCAAGCGGGAGUCUAGACGAUCCAAUUGUCCCACUGGGCGACGGCGACUUGAGUGCCUCCAAGCCGAAGCCAAUGGCCCCAGAGACAGUCAUCGACUCGACAACUCCGGCCCCUACUUCCAGUUCCGAUGGGUGGCACGAUAUUAAUGACUACCCCGAGACGACUCCGCGUAUGCGGCUUGCGGAACAAGGAGCUUCGACGCUAGACUCCGUACAUCCUCAUACCCCUUCUUCGCGCCUCUCGGGCGAGCCAUUGCACGACAGCAUCAAGUGUCGUCUUCGUACCGGUCGAGGCGUAGCAGACGAACACGGGCUGGCUAAUCCUGCACUGGACACGUUCCCCAUUGAUGAGGGUGAGAGGGAGCAGGAAGAGCUGGAGCAGGAGAAGGACGAAGGCCAUGGUGAGGAUGAAGACGAGGGACCGCAGCAAGAGGUGAAUAUUGUAGCACCGGCAGAAACGGCCGAAAGGGUUGGUGGAAGUCCAAGGCCGGCCAACCGAAGGCAAUCGCUUCCCAACCUCGAACAAUCCCCAGAGCCGAAUCAUAACGAGGCAGGAAGCCGAAGCGAUCAUGACAGCGACGACGAGCUCAACAGCACCGACUCUGCCGAGGACGAUGAAAAGAAACCACGCCCUGCCAAAUAUCUCACGAUAGCCCAACACGCAAGAAGCGCAGGCGCCUUCUUCAGCAGAGCUCUUCCCGCCAGCAGUUCAAGAGUCGCUGCGAGCUCGAGUGCCAAGGGUCGAUUGCCUUCACCGGCGCCUUCUAUGUCACAAAGCAUAGAUAAAACGAUGCCGCUUGACGACUCUAGCCUUGGCCGAUCAUGCAGAGCUACCCCACCGACGCUGACCGAGAUCACGUUCCGUCCGCACUCCGCACACUGCUACUCCUUCACGGCGGUCGUCCGGGACGGUUGUGACGGGCAAGGAGUCUCUCCCGCCCAGGUUGUCCGACUUAUCGCGAGCACCGGCCACGUGGGGAAGAUCGACGACUUCACCAUCAAGCCGAUGGAGCAACAUUCGUACCUCUUGAGUGGCUUCAGCUGGCAUGCCUCAUCCCGGCUCUCGUCCAGUGGCACGGCUCUAUCGACUACCGCGGAGGCAGGCCGUGACCACGUCGAUGCGACGCGUACCGGACCCCAACAUGGCAGAGCCGUUGAUGCUAGAGCUCUUGCAUCGCGAAGGUGCGAGCCGCCAAGCAACAAUGACGAUGGUGGUUUGAGCGACAGCGAUCCCGAUGUCAGCAGCGACGAUGACGGGUGUUCGAGCGAGGCCGAGAAGCAGGGCGGUUUGAGCGUGAGGAUGAAUAUCCCAUGGGACCCUGUAGACGACCAGCGCUUGGUGUCAUGGAAGAAGGAGGGCAAGCCUUGGGACUAGAUCUUCAAAAUGUUUCCAGGCAGGACUCAUCCCGCAAUACGCAUGCGCCGGAGCAUGGUCCGUCCCAGAAGCGAGUAAGCUUCCUCCCACAGGCGGACAGAGAGCAGCUCAAGCUCUGUGUGCCUACUUGCCCCUGGGCAUCUGCUGGGACGAAUAUCUAAUGAGGACUUUGUCCUUCUGUCGGCCAGUCCCAACGCGGGAGCAAGUACCGUCGAGGGAAGCGACGUUCAAAGCGAGGAGGAUUGGGGGGUUCAGAUGCACAUCAAGGGGUAUUAUACAAUAAGCCACCGUUCAUUGGGCAUCCCUGAUAUCGUUAUAUCGUACAGUUUUCCCCAGACCCUUCGCAGCCAAAACUAAAAAUACCUCACGUC